UGGGGCCCGGCGGGGCCUGGCGGCGGGGGCUCGGUGGGGCCUCGCCCCGGGGCAUGCGGAGGAGGAGGAGGGGGUGGGGGUGUUGGCGGCGGCCGGCCCGGCCCGCACUAUGUGGUACAUCAUGCAGAGCAUCCAGAGCAAGUACUCGCUGUCGGAGCGGCUCAUCCGCACCAUCGCCGCCAUCCGCUCCUUCCCCCGGGAUAACGUGGAGGAUCUCAUCGGCAGGGGCGCGGAUGUGAACUGCAUGCACGGCACCCUCAAACCCCUGCACUGUGCCUGCAUGGUGGCCGACGCCGACUGCGUGGAGCUGCUGCUGCAGAAAGGAGCGGAGGUGAAUGCCUUGGACGGCUACAACCGAACAGCCCUUCACUACGCGGCGGAGAAGGACGAGACCUGCGUGGAGAUCCUCCUGGAGUACGGAGCCAACCCCAACGCCCUGGACGGCAACAAGGACACCCCCCUCCACUGGGCAGCCUUCAAGAACAACGCCGAGUGCGUGCGGGCCCUGCUGGAGAACGGCGCCUGGGUCAACGCCCGUGACUACAACAACGACACCCCCCUCAGCUGGGCGGCCAUGAAGGGCAACCUGGAGAGCGUCAGCAUCCUCCUCGACUUUGGGGCCGAGGUGAGGGUGGUUAAUUUGAAAGGCCAGACCCCCAUCUCCCGCCUGGUGGCUUUGCUGGUGCGGGGUUUGGGGACGGAGCGGGAGGAUUCCUGUUUCGAUCUCCUCCAUCGAGCCAUUGGACAUUUCGAGCUACGGAAAAACGGCACCAUGCCCUGGGAGGUGACCAGGGAUCAACAGCUCUGCCAGAAGCUCACCCGCCUCUGCUCGGCCCCGGGGACUUUACAGACCCUCUCCCGUUACGCCGUACGCCGCAGCCUGGGUGUGCGCUUCCUGCCGGAGGCCGUCAAGCAGCUGCCCUUGCCCACUUGCCUGAAGGAAUACGUUUUGCUCCUCAGCUAAAGAAGGGGAAAAAAAACCCAAAACAACCCCGCCCCAGGUGCCAGGGGUGGUUUUUUUGGUUCCUUUCCUCACCACUUCCUCCUGGAUGAGGUUCACCAUUCGGUUUGAGACUCGCCGGUGCCACCUUUCCCUCUUCCUGGUUUUCUUCCUGCUCUGCUUUUCUGCUGGGGGGUGGCAGGGAUCCACCAGCAACGGGGAUCCACCAGCAACCGGGAUCUACUGGCAGCCAGGAUCCACCAGCAAUGGGGAUCCACCAGCACCAGGGAUCCACCAGCACCACUCAUCUCCCCGCUUCCCCCCUCCAUUCCAGCCUCAUGAGAGGAACCAUCCCCCUUUAAUUGCAAAUUAUAUCCCAGCUGUUGGAUUAA
Molecule: messenger RNA, 1332 nt
Organism: Calidris pugnax (ruff)
Lineage: Eukaryota; Metazoa; Chordata; Aves; Charadriiformes; Scolopacidae
Gene: ASB8
Product: ankyrin repeat and SOCS box containing 8
Exons: 3
Coding region: 110-964 (284 amino acids)
Biological process (GO): intracellular signal transduction
Molecular function (GO): protein binding
Source: RefSeq, a predicted model, not a curated record